This is a messenger RNA of Odontomachus brunneus, 2723 nucleotides long. RefSeq names its product DNA polymerase delta subunit 3 (gene PolD3). The transcript has 2 exons. The coding region runs from base 272 to 1732 and encodes 486 amino acids. Lineage: Eukaryota; Metazoa; Arthropoda; Insecta; Hymenoptera; Formicidae. Gene Ontology annotation, biological process: DNA replication; DNA synthesis involved in UV-damage excision repair; nucleotide-excision repair, DNA gap filling. The record is from RefSeq and is a predicted model, not a curated record. Gene Ontology annotation, cellular component: nucleus; delta DNA polymerase complex. Gene Ontology annotation, molecular function: DNA-directed DNA polymerase activity.
GUGAAGGCCUUUACGAGUAGUAACUCAUAUAAUGCCGCAACAAAAGAUUCGGAACGCAGCCUAUAAAACGGUCCGAUAUCCAACAAAAAAUCUUGGAUAAUUCAAUUGAAAAGAAUAGACCACAGGUUUCAUAAUACAAAGUUUAAAGUUGGUAAAACUGUGGUGGCGGGAUUGGGACCGCCAGAUGGGAGAGUUUAAGGUUAUGUCAAGUAGAAUAAGAUUUGAAAUGUUUUGUUGAUAAAUUGAUAUUUGUGAAAAAAAUUAUUUAAAAAUGGCCGCGAACGAUUAUCUAGAGAUUCUCGCUGGCCAGGUCUUCGAUCACGAUAAACUGGUUACUUACAAAUGGUUGAGCAAGGAACUAGAAGUGCACGUAAAUAUAGCAAAGCAAAUGUUGUGGGAAUUUUAUGAGAAAUACCGCGACAGGGACAAUAUCGAAUGUACAUAUUUAUUAAUAGGUAUGUUAAAAGAAAAUGGAAUGCGUGUGGAAGUUGUCAAAGAAUCAGACUUAUCUAAGGCUAAGGAGAAAUUUAGUAAAAUCAUUUCUGAGCACAUGUAUAGUGUACACAAGCCUCUGGAGGAUCUGGAGUUGCUUGCCAACUCUGAUACAGCUGGCGAUGUGAGGUUCAGCGCCAUAAAAUGUGAUGCCUGUGUAGAACGCAGUGAUGAGGAGAUGAAUCUCUUACGCUGGGGAACAGCAGCUAUGAAGAUUACAGAGGGUACAAAGGUAGUGAAUUCAAAGCCUGUGGAGCUUGUAAAUCGUUCAAAAAUAGAUAAAGAGCCAGCAGCUGCCAAAAAAAAUGGAUUCAAUAACUUCUUCAAUACAGCUGGUAAACAGAAGAGCCCUGAGACGUCAAAGGCCUCCAAGACAGAGAAGGAUGAGUCUGAGGACAAAAAUAACAGUCUUUCAAACGACACAGAUUUGACUGAGAGAGGCAAAGGUUCUAAAAAGAACAAAAGCCCAUUGGAAAAGAGUAAAGGCACCACAGGCAGCUCCAAGUCCAAGAAAACUUCUUCAAAAGCAGAAGAAACGAAUAAGACAAAGAAAGGAGGUCUGGAGAGCUUCUUUGGUAAGAUGUCGUCUCUCCCGAAACCCGCGGAGGUCAAGGCACCAGAGAAGAAAGAAGAAGAAGUCAAGGUAUCAGAGAAAAAGGAGGAGGAAGUCAAGGUAUCAAAGAAGGAGGAGGAAGUCAAGGUAUCAAAGAAGAAGGAGGAAGAAAUCUUUGAGACUAAGAAAGUUAAGGAAAAGGAGAAGCCCCGUGGGAAGAAACGGAUCAGGAGUCAAGGCAGUGACAGAGAUGCUAAGAAAAGAAAGAGAAUCGUGGUGCAGACAGACUCCAGUGACUCAGAAGCGCAAAGCGAUAUGGACGUAGAGGAACCUAUGCCCGAGGCUGUGGCUGAAACUGAAGCACCUAUUAGACCCAAAAGCCCGUCUCCGCCAGCGGUGAAGCAUGAAAACGGCAAACGGAAGAUGUUGAAGAUGGUGAACGAGACUUACAAGGAUGAUCGCGGCUUCAUUGUGACCAAGAAAGUACACGUUUACGUGAGCUGUUCAGAAGAUGAGGAAGAGAAGGAGAAAGAAGAAAAGGAAAGAGAACAGAAAAAGAAAGAAGAGAAGGAAAAAGAAGAGAAGAAGAAAAAGGAAAAAGGACCGUCCUCAAAGAAGCAGAUGAAAGUCGACAAUGCGAAGAAGAAACAGUCUGUAUUGACGAGCUUCUUCAGCAAAGCGUCUUAGGAUCGCGAAGAACGCUGUUUGGAAGUGCCUGAUAUCAUCUGUGUAUGAAUUUCAUCUGUGAACAUUUUGUUGGAAAAAUCAGCUCCUUGGUAUUAAUUAUAUAUUAAUUAUUAAGAUUCUUGGCUUCUCGCUGCAAAAUUCUCGAUUCAUGUGUGUGUGUGUGUGUGUGUAUGACGUCAGAAACGAAAAAAUGCACGAUAAAAAUACGUUAAAAUAAAAAGAUAUACCCAUAAAAGAACAUUUGCAAUUAAUGCAUAUGUGUGAAAUAGUUCAAAAUAUUUUUCUUUUACUCUAACAAUCAAUAAAUUACCGUCAAAUUAAUGCAACACGCAAAAUAUUUUUUUAACUUAAAUAUCCUUAUGAUUUUGUUACGUUAAUUUUAGUUAUUUAUUGAUUAUUAGAACAAAAGAUGGUGUCAAAAAGAUGGCUAUUUUACGCAUUUGCUCGAUUGAUUGCAAGUAUUUUAUGGAUACAUCUUUUUAUUUUUUAUAUUUUUUAUUAUAUCUAUUUUUUUAUAUUUUGCAAGAAUUGUUAGCGUACGAUUUCUCGCUUUUGAUACUAUAAAUCGAGAUAUGCUUCGAGUGUAGCCGGGAGCUUUAAUAAUUUUGUAUAAUAUUCCGCGUUUUACAAUAUAAUGAAUAAAUUAAUAUUAAUAAAUGAUGUAAAAAAAUAUUGAUUUACUAAGUGGUAUUAAUACUGACAAAUAUCGACAGAUUUCUAAUAAUUAUAAUAAAUACAAAACUAUAAAGAGAAAUAAUAUUAAUAUAAAAAAAGGGUUGAUAGAUUUAGUCAAUAAUCUAUUAUUGAUCCAUUUUCUUUCUCUUUUCUAUCUAUCCUCUAUCGUUAACAUUUUCAUCACUAUUAAUACUAAAAUUUCGUUAUUGAUUCUAAGAAUGAUCUUUCCUGUUUCUUGUUUAUCAUUGUUAUCGAUAACACGCAAGGUUCGCAGUAUGUAACCUAGGAGAGAGAUAAAACAAAGUUUGUAAAGUGA